AGAUAAGCUUAUUGACGAAAUCUGUUUGACCCAAACACACUUGCAGUAUGCACACAUUAGCGCCAAUUUUACAAUUAUUAGUUCAAAACUGUGUGUUGAAAAUUCCGAAAUGUCGGGCUUUAAGCGCAUCUAUUUGCUCUACGUCUUCGGAUUUCUCAUAAAUUUGCGCCCCGUGGAUCCGUUCCUUUACGAAUUUUUCGUCACACAUAAAAAUCUAACGGAGAAAGAAGUCCGUCGUGAUAUUCUCCCAGUUUUGAGUUACAGCUCCGCGAUUCAUUCUUUGUUUGUGUUUCUUUUGGCGGACCUCAUCGGGUAUAAAACAUUAAUUAUAAUCUCGGCCUUGUUUGAACUGGUGUCCAUUAGUGUGAAAAAAUGGGGCACCACCGUUAUAGCAAUGGAGUUUUCGGAGGUUUUUCGAGGUGGGUCAGUGGCAACAGAAGUGGCCUAUUUUAUUUUCAUCUAUGGGCAUUAUGACGGUACGACGUACCAACGGGCAACGGCAUAUGCCCGAAUAGCUGCCCUGAUGGGCAAGACUCUGUCUGCGAUUUUAGGACAGCUUUUCCAUAACAGUGAUGGAAUGAGCUGCGACGAACUGUACGUUUUAAACCUAGCUGUGAGUGCUUUAGCCACAAUUACAACUUUUUUUCUCCCGACUGACGGCGAAAACGUGUACCAUUUCUCCACCACGUCCACCACUGUACAAAAAGCACCCCCGAACAGAAUCGGAGAUAAAUUAUUUUUGUUUCAAUCAAAUUUCGUAGAAAAUUUUAAACAAAAUCAUAUUCAACGUUGGUCAUUUUGGUGCGCAUUUUCACUGUGGACCUACACUCAGAUCUCGACUUUUAUCCAACCAUUAUGGGCCAACGUACACAAAAGCAAGUACAACGGGACAAUUGAAGCCACUUUGGGCUUUUUAGCGUUUCUGGGGGUCGUCGUUGCCGGAUUUAAAUCGAUAGAUUGGAAAUCAAGAACCGUAGUUACGAUGCAUGUUCUAUCCGGAUUUCAGUAUAUUUUACUUCUUUGUGGUAUAGCUUUUUCCAAUGGUUAUAUCUUAUUCAACUACGUCUGUUACGUCCUGUUUGGAAUGAUUCAUUAUUUCAUUAUUACAGCCAUAAGUGCAGAAAUUGCGAAAAUUCAACACAAUAAUUGUUUUGGAAUGGUAUUUGGACUUAUUUAUUUUGCGGCAUAUCUAAUGAAUGCUAUCCUGGUUUGUGCUGUUAAUGACGACGUCGGGAUUUACAUGUUUACCCCCCAACGCGAAUUUCUUGUGUAUUUUAUUGUGUUCCUUAUAGCGUACGUUGUGUUUUUUGUUGCUUCUAUUAUUAAACAGAGAGUCAAUAAAGUGAUUACGAGACAUUGAAUCAUCAGAUUUGUAGGUGUAUUGGCCUAACUUGUAUCACUCUUGAGUAUAGUAGAGAAAAAUAAAGUUAUUU
This is a messenger RNA of Tribolium castaneum (red flour beetle), 1433 nucleotides long. Its product is annotated as thiamine transporter 1. NCBI's taxonomy places the organism in Eukaryota, Metazoa, Arthropoda, Insecta, Coleoptera, Tenebrionidae. Gene Ontology annotation, molecular function: vitamin transmembrane transporter activity. Bases 110 to 1360 code for a protein of 416 amino acids. The record is from RefSeq and is a predicted model, not a curated record. Gene Ontology annotation, cellular component: plasma membrane. The transcript has 3 exons. Gene Ontology annotation, biological process: vitamin transport; transmembrane transport.